GGGUAGGGGAAAUAAUGAGCCUUGUGAUUCUCACAGAUACUUCGUGGCGCUUGGGACUGAGGAGCUGCAGGUUGGUGUGUGCAGUAGAGGAGCAGUCAGGAAGGAAACAGCAUGGCUUUAAACCUCACCGUCAAUCCCAGCAACAUCCCGCUCGGAGCGCUGUUAGCAGCCGAGCAUGUGAAGGGAAGCGUCAGUGUCUCUGUGGAGGAAGGCAAAGACACCAAGCUUCAUGUCUCUGAUCAGGUGCAGUUCACUGAUGUGAAUUCCAUUACACGUUAUCUUGCACGUGUGGCACCCAGUCUGGGUCUGUAUGGCUCCAACAUGCUGGAACAAACUGAGGUGGACCAUUGGCUAGAGUUCAGUGCCCGGAGGCUGAGUGGACAGUCGAGCCUGGCUCCUGCUCUCGCAGAGCUGGAUGCGGCACUGUCACUGCGCACCUUCUUGGUUGGCCGCUCCCUGACCCUGGCUGAUCUCUGUGUGUGGGCUGCUCUCAAAGGAAGUGAAGCGUGGCAGGCAGUGCAGGCUAAACCUGGCUCCUUCUCUCAUGUGUGCCGCUGGUUCUCCUUCCUGAGCUCUCAGGUGCCCUUUGUUGAGGUGGGGAACAAGUGGGCCAGCAAGUUAGCUAACAACAAGACUGCUCCUGUUGUAAAAGAGAAGAAGGCGGAUGUUGGGAAGUUUGUGGAGUUGCCUGGUGCCGAAGUGGGUAAAGUCGUGGUGCGAUUUCCCCCGGAGGCCAGUGGGUAUCUACACAUCGGCCAUGCCAAGGCCGCCCUUCUCAACCAGCACUACCAGGUUACCUUCAAGGGCAAGCUGAUCAUGCGCUUUGAUGACACAAAUCCUGAGAAAGAGAAGGAGGACUUUGAGAAGGUAAUCCUUGAGGAUGUGGCCAUGCUGCAGAUUAAGCCAGAUCAGUUCACCUACACAAGUGACCACUUCCCCACCAUCCAGCGUCUGGCUGAGCAGCUGCUUCGAGAAGGCAAGGCUUACAUUGACGACACGCCACCUGACGUCAUGAAGCAGGAGAGAGAGCAGAGGACCGAGUCACGCCAUCGCAACAACUCUGUGGAGACGAAUUUAAAGAUGUGGGAGGAGAUGAAGGCGGGCACAGAAUACGGUCAGACCUGCUGUAUGAGAGCUAAGAUCGAUAUGAACUCCAACAACGGCUGCAUGCGUGACCCUACGCUGUACCGCUGUAAAAAUGCCCCUCAUCCCCGCACUGGCAACACAUACAAGGUGUACCCCACAUAUGACUUCGCCUGCCCCAUCGUAGACAGCUUUGAGGGUGUGACCCACGCUCUCCGUACCACAGAGUACCACGACCGAGAUGAGCAGUUCUAUUGGGUUAUCGAGGCCCUGCGUCUACGCAAGCCCCACAUCUGGGAGUACGCUCGACUCAAUCUCAACAACACCCUGCUCUCUAAAAGGAAGCUCACCUGGUUUGUGGACCAGGGCUAUGUGGAUGGCUGGGAUGACCCACGAUUCCCAACAGUCAGAGGAGUCCUGCGCAGGGGAAUGACUGUUGAGGGGCUCAAGCAAUUCAUUGCUGCUCAGGGUGGAUCCAGGUCUGUGGUCAACAUGGAGUGGGAUAAGAUCUGGUCAUUCAACAAAAAGCUGCCAGUUAGCUGUAAAAAGGUGAUUGACCCAAUCGCUCCAAGGCACACUGCCCUUCUAAGCUCCCAAGUCGUUCCCAUCUUCAUUUCAGAUGCCAAGGAAGAAAUGACAGAGGUGGCCAAACAUCCCAAGAACGCAGAUGUGGGAAUGAAGCAGAUUUGGUAUGGCCCGAAGGUGUUGAUUGAGGGGGCGGAUGCUGAGACCUUCACUGAGGGAGAGAUUGUUACCUUUAUUAACUGGGGCAACAUUAUCAUCACUAAAAUUAACAAGGACAGCAAUGGAGCCAUCUCGUCUCUGGAAGGCCGUCUGAACCUGGACAACAAAGACUAUAAGAAGACCACUAAGAUCACUUGGCUGACUGACACAGCUAAAGCUUCCUGCACUCCUACUGUAUGCAUCAACUACCAGCACCUCAUCACCAAGCCUGUGCUGGGCAAAGACGACAACUUCAAGGACUACAUUAACCCAAACAGCAAGAUUGAGGAGGUCAUGCAUGGAGACCCCUGUCUGAAGGAAUUGAAAAAGGGUGACAUCAUUCAGCUACAGAGGAGAGGCUUUUAUAUCUGUGACCAGCCUUAUGAGCCAGUCAGUCCUCACAGCUGUAAGGAGAGCCCCUGUGUCCUGCUGUAUAUUCCAGAUGGCCACACAAAGGAGAUGCCCACAUCUGGUUCGAAGGACAAAAGCAAGAACCUAGCAGCACCUAAGCCUGUACGUGCCGAGCCUGAAGUGUCUGCAACCCCUGUAGCCCAAAACCCAAGCAUAUCUUCAUCCUGCCCUUACACACGCGUAGCUGAGCAAGGUGAAGUCGUACGGAAACUGAAGGCUGAAAAAGCACCCAAGGACAAAAUAGAUGCAGCUGUAAAAGAGCUUUUGGCUCUAAAAGUGGAGUUUAAGCAGAUCACUGGUCAGGAGUACAAACCGGGCAUGGCUCCUCCCUCUGCAGCAACAACACAGCCGGUUCAAUCAUCUGGCUCCUCCCCUGCUGACCUGUAUGCACAAGUGGCAGCACAGGGAGAGGUAGUCAGGAAACUCAAAACGGAGAAAGCAGCGAAGGAGCAAGUUGAUGCUGCUGUGAAACAACUACUAGCUCUGAAGGAAGAGUAUAAGAAGGUGACUGGUCAGGACUACAAGCCAGGAGCUGCCCCUGCUCAAUCAGCCUCUACUACUUCAACCACCACACCAUCAGUUACCUCAGCGCCCAAAUGCGUCAGUAAAGAUCCUAUGGAAAUGUAUCAAUGUGUAGCAGAUCAGGGUGAGCUUGUGAGGAAACUGAAAACAGAGAAGGCACCUAAGGACCAGGUGGAUGCUGCCGUGAAACAGCUGCUAAAUCUGAAGGCUGAAUAUAAACAACAAACUGGAAAAGAGUAUAAACCCGGCCAGGCUCCCAGUGCUGCUUCAGCCCCUGCACAGGCCAGUCCUGUACCUCCUCAGUCUAGCUCUUCCCCCCAGGCCCAAGCUCUGUAUGCUCAGGUCUCUCAACAAGGGGAGCAAGUGAGGAAGCUCAAAGCAGAGAAGGCACCGAAGGAACAGGUGGACACGGCAGUGAAGACCCUGCUGGAGCUGAAGGGCCAGUACAAAGCUCUCACUGGACAAGAGUACAAACCAGUGAGCGCUGCACCGGGAUCUGGGAACACGGGAUCAGAGGGCAAGAGCCGAAAGGAGCGUGAGAACACUUCUGAGAAACAAGGAGGAGGCCGCAAGUCACAGAAAGGGGCAGAAAAAACUCAGCAGGGUCAGGAGAGUGGGGCAGGAGGAGCAGGAGAUGGUCAGGGACUGAAGAAACAAACAAGGUUGGGACUGGAGGCAAAGAAAGAGGAAAAUCUGGCUGACUGGUACUCACAGGUGAUCACCAAGUCUGAGAUGAUUGAGUAUUAUGAUGUUAGCGGUUGUUACGUGCUGAGGCCAUGGUCCUUUGCGAUCUGGGAAAGUAUCAAAGAAUUCUUUGACCGGGAAAUCAAGAAACUUGGCGUGGAGAACUGCUACUUCCCCAUGUUCGUCUCUCAAGCAGCUCUGGAGAAGGAGAAGACUCAUAUCGCUGACUUUGCUCCUGAGGUCGCAUGGGUGACGAGAUCAGGGAAGACCGAACUCGCAGAGCCCAUUGCUGUGCGUCCCACUAGUGAGACAGUAAUGUAUCCUGCCUAUGCUAAAUGGGUCCAGUCACACAGAGAUCUGCCAAUAAAACUUAACCAGUGGUGUAACGUUGUGCGGUGGGAGUUCAAGCACCCCCAGCCCUUCCUCAGGACCAGAGAGUUCCUCUGGCAGGAGGGACACACUGCCUUCGCCACCAAGGAGGAGGCUGCAGAGGAGGUUCUGCAGAUUUUGGAUUUGUAUGCACGAGUAUAUGAGGAGCUCAUGGCUAUCCCUGUGGUCAAAGGUAAAAAAACUGAGAAAGAGAAGUUUGCAGGAGGAGACUACACUACAACUGUUGAGGCCUUUAUUUCGGCCAGUGGACGAGCCAUUCAGGGUGCUACCUCACAUCAUCUGGGGCAGAACUUUUCAAGGAUGUUUGAGAUCACAUUUGAAGACCCGAAGAAGCCUGGUGAGAAACAGCUGGCCUUUCAGAACUCAUGGGGUUUAACCACACGCACCAUUGGCGUCCUGACCAUGGUGCAUGGAGACAACAUGGGCCUGGUGCUGCCACCCAGAGUGGCCUGUCUGCAGGUCGUCAUUAUUCCCUGUGGUAUUUCAGUCUCUCUACCUGAAGCUGAGAAGGAGCUGCUGUUGGCUCAGUGCUCCAACUAUCUCUCCAGGCUGCAAAAAGCAGAGAUCAGGGUGAAGUCUGACCUUCGUGACAACUACUCACCUGGCUGGAAAUUCAAUCACUGGGAGCUGAAGGGUGUGCCAAUUCGUUUGGAGAUUGGACCUAAGGAUCUGAAGCAGAAACAGUGUGUGGUAGUCAGGAGAGACACAGGAGAGAAGAUUGUCCUUCCAGAUGGGGACCUUGAAAAGAUUAUCACCCACCUGCUCGAGGAGAUCCAGAACAACCUCUUCAAACGGGCUUCUGAUGAUCUGAAAUCACACAUGGUGGCAGCUGACACCAUGGAGCAGUUCCAAAAAGAGCUGGACGAGGGCAAGAUUGUCCAGAUCCCAUUCUGUGGAGGCAUCGAAUGUGAGGACUGGAUAAAGAAGGCCACUGCAAAGGAUCAAGAUCUGGAGCCAGGUGCACCCUCUAUGGGAGCCAAGAGUCUGUGCAUCCCCUUCCAACCAUUAAAGACCCUCCAGCCAGGCCAGAUGUGCGUCAGCGGCAAAGAGCCAGCCCAGUACUACACCUUAUUUGGUCGCAGUUACUAGGAGAAGCAUUUUUCUUUAGCUGAAUAUUAGACCGAAUUAGAGUCCAAAGCAUCUUUAGAAUUGACAAAUGCACUAACAAAUGUUCAAAAGCCAUUGUUUAUUCUUAUAUUAAACCCUAGUCGUUUUCAUGCUGGAGUCAUCUGCUUCCUUCUAAGUAAAGAUUAUUUCCGUGUUCUCUCUUGUAACUCUCAGGACAUAUAUUUGUGGGGCACAGGCAGUACACGUAUUCUUCUGCUAUCAUUUAUUGAGGCAGAGAUUCUUGUUUGGUCUUUGUAAACAGACCUUUACUGAUAUAUAACAUUUUCUACAUCUUUGUCUUUGGGUUUUCUCAUAUGUAACAUUCAGGUGAAUCAUAAAACCUAAAGCUUAUCUAUAAUAAAGGGAUCCUCACUUCUGUUA
Molecule: messenger RNA, 5301 nt
Organism: Silurus meridionalis
Lineage: Eukaryota; Metazoa; Chordata; Actinopteri; Siluriformes; Siluridae
Gene: eprs1
Product: glutamyl-prolyl-tRNA synthetase 1
Exons: 35
Coding region: 112-4902 (1596 amino acids)
Biological process (GO): prolyl-tRNA aminoacylation; translation; glutamyl-tRNA aminoacylation
Cellular component (GO): aminoacyl-tRNA synthetase multienzyme complex; cytoplasm
Molecular function (GO): ATP binding; glutamate-tRNA ligase activity; proline-tRNA ligase activity
Source: RefSeq, a predicted model, not a curated record